UUCUAAGAGCGUUACGCGAGCCCCCACGAAUCUCAGAUUUCUACACAGAUCGGAAUAAUGUGUUGGUAUUUACUGCUUAUAUUUGGGAUUUGGAUCUUCGUCUCCUUCUUGACAUACAGAUUUUUGAUACAAAAGAAGAAUUUAUUUCUAAAAGAAGUUUUCUUUAAGAAGCCCAGCAAUGUCUUGUUUGUCAUUGCGCAUCCGGAUGACGAAUGCAUGUUCUUUGGACCAUCCAUCAGAGCAAUGGUCCAACCAGCAUUAAGUAAUUCAUCAACUAGAAGAAAGCAAGCAAAGGAUAUUUACAUUCUUUGCCUAAGUGAUGGCAAUUCCAAUGGCUUGGGCGAAGCCAGGAGAGAGGAGUUUAAAAAAAGUUGCAAAAUUCUGGGACUUGCAGACUCAAAUGUAUUAAUUCAUAAUGGCCCGAUGUUCUUUGAAGAUAAUCCUGACUCUGUUUGGGAUUCCAAAGCAAUAGCUGACACUCUAAAUCUUUACAUUAAACAACUGAACAUUGACAGUAUCAUUACCUUUGAUGAGGAUGGAAUAAGUGGGCAUCUUAACCAUAAAUCAAUAUACCAUGGAGUGCUACAACUGAUGAAAAAUAGCAAAAGAAGAGUCGCUGUUCGUGUUUUCAUUUUGGAAACGGUAAACGUCUUCCGAAAAUAUUUGGGGUUUAUCGACUCCGUCUUUAUUAAACCGAAUGCGUUGAUUUGCACGAGUGACUGGACUAAUAGAACAAAAAUUCAGAAUGCGAUGGCAGCUCAUAAAAGUCAAUAUGUUUGGUUUCGACGAUCGUACAUCAUAUUUUCAAGAUAUUUAGUUUUUAAUACGUUCGUUCCUCUGGAAAUUUAUUAGCUUAUGAUAUUGUUGCAAAUAUUUAUCAUUGGGCUACUGUCAUUUAAAGCUUCAUGUUAUACCAAUUUGCGGCACAGUUCGACAUGGUGAAAUUCGUCUACCCAGACUCUUUGUAUCCGUUAUUUUCAUAAUCUUGUACCCCUUAACAAAAUUCCCCUUAACUUAAUACCUAGUUAUUUUCACUGAAAUAAUAUUCAUGUAACACACAAUAAGAAUAGCUGUGUCUAGAAAUUUAUGUUGAAUCUCAUACUCAAAUAGCAGUAUACAAAUUAUUCUUUAAUGUUAACAUUCAUGUCUGAGUGAAUUUCCUUUAUCUCCUGUAUGUUCGCCUAGCUUAAAAAAAGUUUUUCCUGGCAGAAAACGCUAAAAACAUUGUUACUUAAUUUCCAAAGCAGUGGUAAACAGUGCAAUGAACAUUUCCGUCUAAUAGUGCGAUGGCAAUGUCAGACAGUCAUACAAUUGCUGGGUUCAACAAGUAAAGAGGGCGCCAUCGAAGAUUCUUUGAAAACAA
Molecule: messenger RNA, 1363 nt
Organism: Daphnia carinata
Lineage: Eukaryota; Metazoa; Arthropoda; Branchiopoda; Diplostraca; Daphniidae
Gene: PIG-L
Exons: 7
Coding region: 58-852 (264 amino acids)
Biological process (GO): GPI anchor biosynthetic process
Cellular component (GO): endoplasmic reticulum
Molecular function (GO): N-acetylglucosaminylphosphatidylinositol deacetylase activity
Source: RefSeq, a predicted model, not a curated record